AUGCAACUCUCAUCAUGCCUGGUCUUCAUUGCCGGCAUCUCAGGCGUGCACGCCUUUUAUCCAUGGGAAUUGCGAGUGGGAGCUUCUGUGGAAGCUCCAGUUGAACGUCGCUUUAUUCCAUGGACCUUAAUUGAAGCGACAUCCGAUGAGACCACCGACACAUCCAGCACAGCUGACACGAAAACUUGGACCCUUGACCUGAAGAAAAUGCCCGUUCGCCGCGACGAUGGCUAUAAAAUCGUCGAGUCUCAUAAGCCGUCUUUGCCAAACAGUGCACCAUUGAAUCAGGACGGAACGGAUUAUUCAUAUUUCUCCCCCGUGUACGUAGGUUCUGAAAAGAAAGAAAUGUGGAUGGCAAUCGAUACUGGAGCACCUAAUACUUGGGUCUACGACUCAAGUUGCAAUAUGGACGUCUGCGAACGUCAUCACAAGUUCGACAAGUCCUCAUCAACCAGCUACACCACCGACGGUUCGACUUUCAGCCUCUAUUACGGCAGCGGCAGAGUCGACGGAAAGAUGGGAAAAGACACCAUCUCAAUUGCAGGGCUCGAAGUCACGCAAACUUUCGGUCAAGCCAACAAUAUUUCCGAGAACUUUCAGAGUUACCCAUUCGACGGGAUCCUUGGCCUAGGUCGGUCGCACACAGAAGGGUGGAAUUUGCCAUCUUUUAUGGAUCUCGUCGCGGAUAAAAAGCUCAUCAAGUCAAACCUGGUUGGAUUCAGUCUCUCUCGCUCGGUAGACGGCGGCAAGGAUGGUGAAAUUAACUUUGGUGGUGUCGAUACAACCAAAUUCGAUGGUACCAUCUCCUACACUGCUACCAAGGGCAAAACCUGGAGUAUCCCUCUAGAUGAUGCUUAUGUGAAUGGAAAAAGUUGCAACUUUUCCGGAAAAUCUGCUACCAUCGAUACCGGAACCACCUAUCUCAUGAUUCCUCCCUCAGAUGCGGAAACCCUGUUUUCUCUUGUGCCUGAUUCAUCUAAACUCCCUGAUUCGCCUCAUCAGCCCGCUGACGACCAGGACAACUAUUUGAUCCCAUGUAACUCGACUUCUACCAUAGAGUUCGAGUUCUCUGGCGUCAAAUAUAACGUCUCCCCGAAGGAUUAUGUCGGAAAACCUAACGGCACCAAUUCGGACUACUGCGUUUCGACCAUUGUCGGCUAUGCAUCCAACGGCGCAACUUGGCUUGUCGGCGAUGUCUUUUUGAAGAACGUCUACACUGUGUUCGAUUUCGACAAUGCAAAAGUCGGUUUCGGCGCUCUUGCCUCAGCCUCGGCCUCGGCAUCGAAAUCAAAUUCAUCCUCAACCUCAUCCUCCACGGGCAAUGGGACAUUCACUCCACCGCCAGUCACUGCCACCACUAAAUCUGCUCCCGAUGCCACAUCAUCAUCAUCAAUCCACUCUGCAAUGGCCACAAUCUCAGACAGCUCCGCAUCCCACCUCGUCCGCGGCAUUAGCUGGUCUAUUCUCCCGAUCAUUCUUGCCGCAUUCGCUAUUUGA
Molecule: messenger RNA, 1497 nt
Organism: Penicillium griseofulvum
Lineage: Eukaryota; Fungi; Ascomycota; Eurotiomycetes; Eurotiales; Aspergillaceae
Product: Peptidase A1
Exons: 1
Coding region: 1-1497 (498 amino acids)
Biological process (GO): proteolysis
Molecular function (GO): aspartic-type endopeptidase activity
Source: RefSeq, a predicted model, not a curated record